UCUAUCUUCCUUUGUGUCUGAUCAUUUCACCACCAUAUUGCCUGGGAAAAUGAUUGCAUCAAAAACCAUGCCCUUCCACUGAUUGUACACUAGUUAGAAUCGAUGGCCAUCAAAGGCUCUUAUUUGGCAAUCUCAUUGAAAAGUACUCUUUCUAGAAUUUGCGCCAAGCCUUAUACAUGCGCAGCCACAGCCCUCCGCCCUUGUAAAUUACAGCUUCGCUUUCCCAGACCCCAUGUGCGAUCUUGAACGUGGACGGAGUGUCGUGAUAUGACUCAUUAAAUACGUGCAAGGCAUUCUUACAACCUUUCAAUUUGUGUGGACCAAGACUUCUUGAAUCCUCAUAUAACCCCCAUCUCUUUCCCGGAACCCCUUCACCAAACCCGAAGGACCUCAAACCAAUUACACAACCAUCAUAUAAUCAACAAAUCAAGACCACAAUGUCUUCACCUCAGCAAGAACCGCAACAAUCCCAACCCCUCCUAGACCCCGACUUCCUCGCCCGCCUGCAACAGCACUCGAGGCUAAAACCUCGCUCCCACACCACACACCAGACAAUCCACCUCCCAGAACUCAACUCCCGCCUCAGCCUCAACCUCGACAUCCCAUCCCCAUCACCCUCCAACCCCCCUCCCCCUGAGGACCCCUUCACACCACGCCCAGACCUAACGACCAAAACCCCAAUAACAGCAAUCUACCUCGGCAACUCGAUGCUCGAGCGCCUGAAGACGACGGGAAGCGCCACAAAGACGGCGUCUCAGGUCCCCGGGUCGUGGAACGCGGGGUGCGGGGGCGAUAGGAAUGAGAAUGUGAUUUACAGAUGCGCGGGGGUGAGUGAGCUCGGGCUGUUUGACGUGCUUCGCCGCCACGGUGGUAGUGAGAGUGUCAAGUUGUGGGUGCUGGUGUCCGGAACGAACAAUUUGCAUCCGAAGCGUGGGUUGAGGGAGGCGGAUGUGGAGAGUUGGAGGGUUCUGGUUGAGGGGUGCUUGCGGGUGGCGCCGGGGAGCAGGUUGCUUGCUUGUGAUAUGUUUUACAGGCUGGACGUCAGUGAUGAGUUGGUGGAUAGGGGGAACGACAUGUUGAAGGGAAUCGUGGGGGAUAUCAAUAGGGAGUUUGGUGAAGAGAGGGUGGUGUGGAUCGAGUCGAGGGGGGCGGUUGGGAAAGAUAUGUUGGUCGACCAUGUGCAUCUUGAUGAGAGGGGAUAUCAGGCAUGGGACAACAGGUUGUUUCCUUUCAUACGGGAUACAUUGGGUCUAUCUACGGCUGAGAACAAAUGAUUGAGAUGGAGCACCAUCUAACUACGAAGACCUUUUUCUUUUCGGACCAUUGGGAAAAACACUGCAUGGUUUCUCAGAUAUUCCCGCUAAGUCUAUCCGAGAAUUUCGGCCUUCCACUGCGCACGCGUCUUCUGUGCAUACUUCGCAAUAUGCUUCUUCAGUUCUUCCUUGUACUGUGCCUCAUCCCAUCGACACUGGAGGG
Molecule: messenger RNA, 1476 nt
Organism: Aaosphaeria arxii CBS 175.79
Lineage: Eukaryota; Fungi; Ascomycota; Dothideomycetes; Pleosporales
Exons: 1
Coding region: 438-1274 (278 amino acids)
Source: RefSeq, a predicted model, not a curated record